CACUUCCGUCUCCAAGUGAAAUCUCAUCUGCAGGCUCUCAUAAAAGAAAACAUGAAGAACCCGAAAGUUUUCUUUGACAUAUUGAUUGGAAAGAUGAAGGCCGGCCGAGUUGUAAUGGAAUUAUUUUCUGAUGUGACACCAAAAACUGCUGAAAAUUUUCGGGCUCUUUGCACUGGAGAUAAGGGGAUUGGAGCAGCAGGGAAGCCACUGCACUUUAAGGGCUCUACGUUUCAUCGCAUCAUCCCGAAUUUCAUGUGUCAGGGUGGAGAUUUCACAAGAGGGAAUGGGACUGGAGGAGAGUCGAUUUAUGGCACGAAAUUUGCAGAUGAAAACUUCAAAUUGAAGCAUACAGGGCCUGGAAUUUUGUCCAUGGCCAAUGCUGGACCAAACACUAAUGGUUCCCAGUUCUUCAUCUGCACUGACAAGACCCCAUGGCUCGAUGGAAAGCAUGUCGUGUUUGGAAAAGUUGUGGAUGGCUAUACUGUCGUUAAAGAGAUGGAGAAGGUGGGUUCAGAUAGUGGGACAACUUCUCAACCUGUUGUUAUUGAAGAUUGCGGUCAGAUAAAAGAUGAGAAUUGAUGUUUGAACAGUUGACAUCAUAGCUUUGCUGAUAUUAUUAGUUCAGUUUAGGAGGCUAUUGUAAAGCAAAUAAAACUUGAAUAGUUUGGAUCCUCAUCAUGUCUAUCUUUGUGUGGAUUUUCUAAUCCUUAUUUAUGGAAAUGGGAUUGGCGAGGCAUGUCAAAUAAAUACAAUGUGUUAAUAAAUUAUUUUCUUCGGUUCAA
Molecule: messenger RNA, 782 nt
Organism: Prunus avium (sweet cherry)
Lineage: Eukaryota; Viridiplantae; Streptophyta; Magnoliopsida; Rosales; Rosaceae
Gene: ROC2
Product: rotamase cyclophilin 2
Biological process (GO): protein folding; protein peptidyl-prolyl isomerization
Cellular component (GO): cytoplasm
Molecular function (GO): peptidyl-prolyl cis-trans isomerase activity; cyclosporin A binding
Source: RefSeq, a predicted model, not a curated record